AUGGCCACCAUGGCUCACCUCGCAACCGCCAACUUCUUCCGCCCCGCGGAAUGGCACAAGCACUCCGGCGUCAUCAUGGCCUGGCCGGCCGCCGCCAACGACGCCUACCGCGACGACAAGCAGGGCCUCCGGGACGUGACCAAGGACAUCAGCACCGUCGCCGAGGCCGUCGCGCUCUUUGAGCCCGUCACGCUCGUCGUCGUCCCCGAGCGGCUCGCCGAAGCUGAAGCCCGCUUCCGCCACCCUUCCUCUUCCUCCUCCUUCAACAUCACCCUCCUCCCCGUCGACGGCUACCCCAAGCUAGACCUGUGGAUGCGCGACAUGGCCCCGACCUUUGUCGUCAACGACGACGACGCCGACGCCCGCCUGCACGCCGUCGACUUCAACUUCAACGGCUGGGGGCACAAGUACCCCACGGACGCUCGCCAGUCGCUGGCGCGCACCAUCGCCGGCCGUCGCAGCAUUCCGGUGGUGCCGUCGUGGCUCGUCACCGAGGGCGGCUCGCUCGAGGUCGACGGCGACGGGACGCUGCUCAUCACCGAGAGCUCCGUGCUCAUCGAGAACCGCAACCCGGGACGCGCCCGCGCCGACGUCGAGGCGGAGCUGCGCCGCACGCUCGGCGUCGAGACCAUCGUGUGGCUACCCGGCCGGCGCGGCCUCGACAUCACCGACGGGCACGUCGACGGCCUCGCGCGCUUCGUCGCGCCGGGGCGGGUCCUCCUCAGCCGGCCCAGCAGCACAGACGACGAGGACGACCCGUUUGUGCAGAUGUACCGCGAGGCGCGCGACAUUCUCGCGCGCAGCACCGACGCCCGCGGCCGCCGGUUCCGGGUCACAGAGGUCGUGGAGGCGGACCUGCGGAAGAUUGGCGCGGAUAGGCAGACACGCAAGGACGUGGAGAGCGGCAGGGAGGACUACCCGGCGCUGACGUACGUCAACUACCUGGUCGUCAACGAUGGCGUCGUCUUCCCGCAGUUUGGCGACAGGAAGGCGGACAAGGCCGCGCUCAGGGUCAUCCAGGACGCGUAUCCGGACCGGGAGAUUGAGCCCGUGUACAUUUAUGAGCUGCCAUUUUAUGGCGGCGGGAUCCACUGCUCGACUCAAGAGAUACCCGUUCCAAGAAAUUAG
Messenger RNA from Cordyceps fumosorosea ARSEF 2679, 1128 nucleotides. Its product is annotated as Peptidyl-arginine deiminase, Porphyromonas-type. Gene Ontology annotation, biological process: putrescine biosynthetic process. Gene Ontology annotation, molecular function: protein-arginine deiminase activity; agmatine deiminase activity. The transcript has a single exon. Bases 1 to 1128 code for a protein of 375 amino acids. The record is from RefSeq and is a predicted model, not a curated record. Lineage: Eukaryota; Fungi; Ascomycota; Sordariomycetes; Hypocreales; Cordycipitaceae.